GCCGCGGCUCCGAUGGGCGAGCAGGGAGCCGGGCACCCCGGGCACCCCGGGGCGCAGGCAGCACUGGAUGAGAUCUGCAACAAAAUUUCAGAUCUGAACAAAUGGAGGGAAAUCUUUCAUUUCCGUGGUUUGGAAAUCAGUACUACUACUCAUCAGGGCGGCCAGCCGCUCUCGCUGGGCAUGGCGACGGCGCUGCGGAAGGUGCUGUUCGGGGACGCGUCCCGCGUCUUCAGCCGUGACUGGGCACAAGCGCACUUCAGGUUUCGCGAGCCACACUCCGACCUGGCCUGCGCUCUGGAGGCAGACAAGGGGGGAACAAGAGCCAUUCAGAUGGCUGUACAAGGGAACAUCAUUAAAUAUCUGCUCUUCGUAAGAAACACAGAAUAUACUCACCUGGAAAGAUUGUGCAAAAUAAGCCAAAAGGAGCAAGGAGAGGCCCUGGCUGCAGCCCUGGCAGACAGCCUCUGGGCAGCAGGAGAAGGUCGGGAAGCCACCGUCUGCCUUAUCUCAGCAGCCACCCACUUCAUCCCUACCGCAGACUACAAAGCAGACAACUUCACUGAACAGAUUCAGCUGUUUAACUUUUUUGAGAAAGCAGCAGCUCAGAAAUUUAUCUUCGACCACAUCAAUUGUUUCAAAAGCGAAGGAAGUAAGGGACUGAUCCUGUUUUUAUACAGUUUAAUUUUCUCUAGGACACUGGAAAGGGUCCAGACAGAUUUGGGUGGCACGACAGCUCAUCUGUUAGAAUUCAGUUGUGGAAAUGUCAUCUGCACACAGGUCGGAAGCGUGCUGAAAACCCCUAAAUUUCCAAUCUGGCUGUGCAGCAUCAACGGGAUGCACAGCGUCCUCUUCAGCACCAACAGGCUGCUCUUGUCCGACUGGAAGAUGGAGCACGUUUUUCAUCUGUACUUCUACAACGGGCAGCGAGGGCAGAUGAGAACAGCCCACCUCACAGUGGACACUCACUCGCAUCACUGGGAAGAGGGCCGCUGUGCAGGCACAAGCAGCCCAGGGAAGAGGUCUCCGUCUCUGGAGAUGGCGAUCAGGACCAGGUGGCCAGGCGCGGCUGUCAGCUGGAACGGGACGGACCCCUUCUUCUGAGGCGUGCCGGCGUCUCCCCCUCCUGCCACAGAGCACUGCGGUCUGGAGGGGAAAGGGCACUGCCACCGGCAAAACCACCCGCGGGUGCCGAGCGGACGCCCUGCUCGGCGGGGCAUCACACCUGCUCUGAAAGCCUGCACCAGUGGCGAGCAAUCACUGGCGACGACACCGCCUUGCACACGAUUUCUGGGUGGCGGGAUGCAGUCUGCUUCUCACUGAAGUUGGCAGAGGAAAGAAAAGAGCAUGGCAACAUGAUUUCCUUCCAGGCAGAGAUGUUAAAAAAAAAAUAAAAAUAAAAAAUGGAAGUGCUGUGAAUGUGCUGAACACAGUGAA
Messenger RNA from Oxyura jamaicensis (ruddy duck), 1434 nucleotides. RefSeq names its product MINDY family member 4B (gene MINDY4B). Gene Ontology annotation, molecular function: K48-linked deubiquitinase activity; cysteine-type deubiquitinase activity. The transcript has 11 exons. The record is from RefSeq and is a predicted model, not a curated record. Lineage: Eukaryota; Metazoa; Chordata; Aves; Anseriformes; Anatidae. Gene Ontology annotation, biological process: protein K48-linked deubiquitination. The coding region runs from base 13 to 1101 and encodes 362 amino acids.